This is a messenger RNA of Aethina tumida (small hive beetle), 666 nucleotides long. RefSeq names its product histone H1-II-like. NCBI's taxonomy places the organism in Eukaryota, Metazoa, Arthropoda, Insecta, Coleoptera, Nitidulidae. The coding region runs from base 1 to 666 and encodes 221 amino acids. The transcript has a single exon. Gene Ontology annotation, biological process: nucleosome assembly. Gene Ontology annotation, molecular function: DNA binding; structural constituent of chromatin. The record is from RefSeq and is a predicted model, not a curated record. Gene Ontology annotation, cellular component: nucleosome.
AUGAAGAUUCGUCCAGUUUCGGGAUACAGUUGUUUGGUUCCCUCAAAACCAGCCAACAAAAAAUUUAUUCCUAUGAAGGAAUUAUACAAAGUUAUCAAGGAAGAGAAGUCAAAACUGAACGUAUAUUGUAAAUCCAAAGAAGAAGCAUCUAAACCAAAAGAAGCAUCUAAACCAAAAGAAGCAUCUAAACCAAAAGAAGCAUCUAAACCAAAAGAAGCAUCUAAACCAAAAGAAGCAUCUAAACCAAAAGAAGCAUCUAAACCAAAAGAAGCAUCUAAACCAAAAGAAGCAUCUAAACCAAAAGAAGCAUCUAAACCAAAAGAAGCAUCUAAACCAAAAGAAGCAUCUAAACCAAAAGAAGCAUCUAAACCAAAAGAAGCAUCUAAACCAAAAGAAGCAUCUAAACCAAAAGAAGCAUCUAAACCAAAAGAAGCAUCUAAACCAAAAGAAGCAUCUAAACCAAAAGAUACAUCUAAACAGGACAACACUAUCUCAAAUGGUGUUACCGACACAUUUAGCUUCGAAGCAGCUUUGUGUGCAGGAAAUUUCUCAGCUCACAAUUCGAGAGAGAAAUCAUCAAAGGAUGUAAAGGAGAAAGUAAACAACAAGAAAAGGAAAAUGGAUCAUGACGGAAUACCUCCGCCAAAAAGAAGUAUAUAUGGUUAA